GCGGCCGCGAUGUCCUUUUGUGUCCUACAAGCCGCCAGCGGCGCCGCCGAGUGAGGGGACGCGGCGCGGCGGGGCGGCGCGGUCCGAGGAGGCGACGGAGGAGGGGCCGCCCGCAGCCCCCCUCGGCUCACCCCGCCGCUCCGGCCGCUCGGCCCUCAUGCCUGCCCGCCCGGCCUGCCGGAGCCCCAGGUGACCAGCGCCAUGUCCAGCCAGGUGGCGGGCAUUGAGCCACUCUACAUCAAGGCCGAGCCAGCCAGCCCUGACAGUCCCAAGGGCUCCUCGGAGACCGAGCCUGAGCCCCCCGUGACUCUGGCCCCAGGACCGGCCCCUACUCGCUGCCACUCAGGCCACAAGGAGGAGGAGGAUGGGGAGGGGGCCGGGCCUGGCGAGCAGGGUGGGGGCAAGCUGGUGCUCAGCUCCCUGCCCAAGCGCCUUUGCCUCGUCUGCGGGGAUGUGGCCUCUGGCUACCACUACGGUGUGGCAUCCUGUGAGGCCUGCAAAGCCUUCUUCAAGAGGACCAUCCAGGGGAGCAUUGAGUACAGCUGCCCGGCCUCCAACGAGUGUGAGAUCACCAAGCGGAGACGCAAGGCCUGCCAGGCGUGCCGCUUCACCAAGUGCCUGCGGGUGGGCAUGCUCAAGGAGGGAGUGCGCCUGGACCGUGUCCGGGGCGGGCGGCAGAAGUACAAGCGGCGACCAGAGGUGGACCCACUGCCCUUCCCCAGCCCGUUCCCUGCCGGCUCCCUGGCAGUAGCUGGAGGCCCCCGGAAGACAGCCCCGGUGAACGCACUUGUGUCCCACCUGCUCGUGGUUGAGCCUGAGAAGUUGUACGCCAUGCCUGACCCGGCCGGCCCCGACGGGCACCUCCCGGCUGUGGCCACUCUCUGUGACCUCUUCGACCGGGAGAUCGUGGUCACCAUCAGCUGGGCCAAGAGCAUCCCAGGCUUCUCGUCGCUGUCGCUGUCUGAUCAGAUGUCAGUGUUGCAGAGCGUGUGGAUGGAGGUCCUUGUGCUGGGUGUGGCCCAGCGCUCCCUGCCCUUGCAAGAUGAGCUAGCCUUUGCUGAAGACCUGGUCUUGGAUGAAGAGGGGGCCCGGGCGGCCGGCCUCGGGGAGCUGGGGGCGGCCCUGCUGCAGCUCGUCAGGCGACUGCAAGCCCUGCGCCUAGAGCGAGAGGAGUACGUCCUGCUGAAGGCCCUGGCUCUUGCCAACUCAGAUUCUGUCCACAUUGAAGAUGCUGAGGCCGUGGAACAGCUCCGAGAGGCCCUGCACGAGGCCCUGCUGGAAUACGAGGCCGGACGCGCAGGGCUGGGAGGGGGUGCCGAGCGGCGGCGGGCCGGCAGGUUGCUGCUCACGCUCCCACUCCUCCGACAGACAGCAGGCAAAGUGCUGGCCCAUUUCUAUGGGGUGAAGCUGGAGGGCAAGGUGCCCAUGCAUAAGCUCUUCUUGGAGAUGCUCGAGGCCAUGAUGGACUGAAGGCUAGAGCUGGGCUUGGCGGGGGGUCGGCAGGCCCCCAGGAGAGCAGAGCUGGGGUCUGGGCAGUGCCAUAAGCCUGCUGGCAGGGCCAGGGCAAUGCCGUGGGCCCCUGGGAGCAGGUCCCACAUCCUCUCUUCACCCUCCUGUCCCCGGCCUAGGGGCUUCAGGAGCUGGGAACGUGAGGGCACAGUGCUCGCUGCCCCUUGCAAGCCAUAAUGUGCCCCCAGAGUGCAGGGGGGCCUUGCGGAAGCCAUAGGGGGCUGCAGGGGCCGCGCACAGGAGGCGGACACCUGGUCUCAGGGAGGGGAGGGCAUGGAGGCCGCCACCUCCCAGUGUGGGGACGCUUUCUGCUGCUGCUUCAACACCUGAUCGGAGGCGGCCGGCUGGGAGAGCCCAGGCCCCUGCCCCCUCACCCCUCUCCUGUCACUUGCAUUGGGCAUUGGUGCCCCCAUCCCCUUGAAGCAAUAACUCCAAGCCGGCUCCAGCCCCAGGCACCU
Molecule: messenger RNA, 1967 nt
Organism: Ochotona princeps (American pika)
Lineage: Eukaryota; Metazoa; Chordata; Mammalia; Lagomorpha; Ochotonidae
Gene: ESRRA
Product: estrogen related receptor alpha
Exons: 7
Coding region: 202-1470 (422 amino acids)
Biological process (GO): regulation of DNA-templated transcription
Cellular component (GO): nucleus
Molecular function (GO): sequence-specific DNA binding; steroid binding; DNA-binding transcription factor activity
Source: RefSeq, a predicted model, not a curated record